GGCGCAUCGCACCGCCUUCGCAACAGCAUUGCUCCUGUGCCACAUCCGCUUUCCAACGCAGUGGUGAUCAACUAUCUCCAACAUGUCUUUUCCAGGAGGAAUAGGAGGGGUUGGCGCAUUGCCAGCCGCCAUGAACCCUAAUGCUGGCAUGAGCGAGCAGGAGCAGCAGAUGGUGAAAGCCAUGCAAAUGGGCAUGGAGUCUUGCAUUGGCAAGACGGUAAUGGCAGGCGUCAUGGGUGGUGGUUUGGGUGCUAUGUUUGGACUCUUUAUGGCCUCGAUGCGAUACGAUACCCCAAUGUCACAACCCCUCGCUGUCAAUACACCGGCUUCUAAGCCUGCCACCGCAGUCUCCGGCACAACACCAACAGCAGGCGUCAAGCCAUCAACCAUAGCUACAAGCAACGUCAACUCCGCUUCCGCAGCUACCCUCACCACAGCGCCCUCUGCGUCCGCCACCGCUACCCUCCCAAAUCCAACCGUUACCGGAGUCGUCGAUGUCAAAGACCUUCCACUCCGCCAGCAACUACGAGCUGGUCUGCGCGACAUGUAUCGAUCCUCUAUUUCCAGUGGACGCAACUUCGCUAAAGUGGGCGCCAUAUUUUCAGGCACUGAAUGCGCCAUCGAGGGCCUACGAGCCAAGAACGACUUGUACAACGGAGUGGCUGGGGGCUGUUUGACAGGUGGAAUACUAGCCAGAAAUGCCGGGCCACAGGCUGUGGCUGUGGGAUGUGCAGGUUUCGCAGUCUUUAGUGCGGCGAUUGAUGCGUACAUGCGUAUGCCAGAAGACGAGAGGAGCAAACCUAUCGCUUAAGUCUUCGCCUUGAAACGAAUCUCGAGCAUCACGACAAAGAGCUAGGACGGCGUUGAUGUAAUUCAUGUAUGUGUACUGUAUACCACAAGCGACGUGAGGAUGGGCUCGCAACUUCAGCAUUGGGCGGCGUUUGAAUGAAACAUUUCAUGAACAUCUCACAACUUUUACUGAGGGCGAGUCAGAAUUACCACGUAGCAAUCGAGGCCAUGACUACAG
Messenger RNA from Alternaria alternata, 1027 nucleotides. RefSeq names its product mitochondrial import inner membrane translocase, subunit Tim17/22. Gene Ontology annotation, molecular function: transmembrane protein transporter activity. Gene Ontology annotation, cellular component: TIM22 mitochondrial import inner membrane insertion complex. NCBI's taxonomy places the organism in Eukaryota, Fungi, Ascomycota, Dothideomycetes, Pleosporales, Pleosporaceae. The transcript has 2 exons. The coding region runs from base 83 to 811 and encodes 242 amino acids. The record is from RefSeq and is a predicted model, not a curated record. Gene Ontology annotation, biological process: protein insertion into mitochondrial inner membrane.